Closterium sp. NIES-67 is the source of this 3081-nucleotide messenger RNA. The record is from the annotation of a GenBank genome assembly. Lineage: Eukaryota; Viridiplantae; Streptophyta; Zygnematophyceae; Desmidiales; Closteriaceae.
CUCUCAUGCUCUUCUCUUUGUCUCUUUCCCGUCGAACUCAGCACUCACCCACUUUGACAUCCACCCACUCACUCCUGAUCGGAUCACGAUUCAUGGCGCAGAUUCCAGUCUGUCAGUUACUGUACCCAACGCCCUCAUAAAGACCACCCUAAUUUUCAGGCAGGAGAUUGGUGCGCUCCACAUAUUCCCCACCCGUGCUUAGUUUUCUAAAAUUUGCAGUUGCGCAUUCGCACCAACGCGCGAGAAACAUUUCGUAUACUCGCCACCAGGUGCGGAAGCAGCCGUGAAGCACUAGGGCUGUCGCGUCACGCGUUACGACUCACACAGUCGAAGCCGCCCAUCCCCUCUCGGCCCGUCGUCGCUGUUCGCCGUCGUUCUCCCGCUGCUCAUCGCCCUCGUCCCCCUCGCCGUUCCAACCGGACUGCUCGUCUCUCCAGUCGCCCCUCGCGCCUUUUCUCCUUCACGUGCCCCUCUUUUUCGUCCGCAUUUUCCCGCGAAUCCGCGCCCCCCCGCACCCCGCCCCCCCCGCUUUACUUUCCUCUCCGCGAUCAUCCCGCCGACACGACCCCCCCUCCUUCCCCCCGUUCGCUUGCGCACGGCCCAGUUGCGGAUAUUGGGCGCGCACGUUGAGCACGUCCUAUCCGCGCGCCCCUCCCGCACUGCCGUUCGCUGCGAUCACCCCCCUACUAGGUUCUUGCGAUGGCUUAAAGCGCGCAUGCCUCUCCCUUCCGCCGUACUUAAUCACCUUAACUUAUUCCCCGUGAAUUGCCGCGGCGUCAUGGGCGGCGAGUCAGGGCCUUUAAUCCGCACGGUCUCGGGGGUAUAGCCGCGAUCGCGCUUUCACUCGCCGCCGAAGAUUCGACGAAGCGCAGGAGCCAUGGACGUAGCCACGGCAAACAAUCUGCACCAAUCACUUGGCGCAGCUGCAGGGGGAGCAGCCCCCGUGCCGGUGCAAUACGACUUAGAGGUGGCAGGCGUGCCUACAUACGGAGGUGCCUACACGCGCUACGACAUCUGUGGGCACAUAUUUGAGGUGUCCGCUAAAUAUGUGAAGCCCAUACGGCCCAUCGGCCGAGGGGCUUAUGGCAUUGUGUGCUCAGCAGUGGACAUGGAGACGGAGGAGGAGGUGGCGAUCAAGAAGAUCUCCAACGCCUUUGACAACCGCAUCGACGCCAAGCGCACGCUCAGAGAGAUCAAGCUGCUGAGGCACUUCGACCACGAGAAUGUUGUUGCACUACGCGAUGUAAUCCCCCCUCCUGACCGCUCGAGCUUCAACGAUGUGUAUGUGGUGUACGAGCUGAUGGACACGGACCUGCACCAGAUCAUCCAAUCAGGGCAAAUGCUGUCGGAGGAGCACUGCCAGUAUUUUCUCUACCAGCUUUUGCGAGGUCUCAAGUACAUCCAUAGUGCCAGUGUGCUGCAUCGCGACUUAAAGCCCUCGAACCUCCUCCUCAGCGCUAAUUGCGAUCUCAAGAUCUGUGACUUCGGCCUCGCAAGGUCGGUGCAAGAGGCGCACUUCCUGACCGAGUAUGUGGUAACCAGAUGGUACCGCGCUCCAGAGCUGCUGCUCAACUGCCAGACCUACACAGCAGCCAUUGACGUGUGGUCGGUGGGCUGCAUCUUCAUGGAGCUGCUGAAUCGAGAGCCGCUGUUUCCAGGAAAGGACUAUGUCGAGCAGCUCAGACUGAUCACUGCUUGCCUGGGCUCCCCAGAUGAGUCGGACAUCGAGUUCCUCCAAUCGGAGAACGCCCGCCGCUACAUCCGCUCGCUGCCCUUCUUCCCCAAGCAGCCGCUGGCGCAGCGCUACCCGCACCUGCCGGCCGUGGCCAUCGACCUCAUGUCACGGAUGCUCACGUUUGACCCGCUCAAACGGAUCACAGUGGAAGAGGCUCUCUGCCACCCCUACCUGUCAACUCUCCAUGAUAUUAACGACGAGCCGGCGUGCGACGACCCCUUCCACUUUGACUUCGAGGGGCCGUUCCUAUCGGAUGAGAUCAUAAGGGAGAUGAUCUACGCCGAGGCGCUGGCGCUGAAUGCGCCUGUGGGGGAUGAGGAGGGGGUGGAUGCUGAUGGGGAUGCGGACAUGAGAUGAUGAUGGUGAUGACGUGGUGGUGAUGGUGAUGCUGAGAUGAGAUGAUGGUGACGGCAGUAUGAGAUUGUGAGGAAGGCGCGUGCUUUGAACGCGCCUGUGGGGGAUGAGGAGGGGGUGGGUGCUGAUGGGGAUGUGGACAUGAGAUGAUGAUGGUGAUGGUGGUGGUGAUGGUGAUGGUGAUGGCGAUGGCGAUGGCAAUGGCGAUGGCGAUGGCGAUGGCGAUGGCGAUGGCGAUGGCGAUGCUGAUGGUGGCAUGAGGUGACGGUGACGGUGGUGUGCUUGUCAUGUCAUGUGGGCAUUUCGUGAUGGGGAGGAUGGCAUGAGGUGAUGGUGAGGAUGGCAUGAGGUGAUGGUGAUGAUGGCAUGAGGUGAUGGUGAGGAUGGCAUGAGGUGAUGGUGUCAUGAGUGAUGGUGAUGAUGGUGAUGGCGGUGUGGCCGUCAUCUGGGCACCUCGUGAUGGUGUUGUUUGGGCAUGAUGUCAUGGCAAUUGCAAAUGGAGUGUGGGAUGAAGGGUGGGGGGCAGUUGAGAGUGGUUGGAGACGGUGGGUGGGGAGGAAAGUGAGUGCAGACACAGCGGACUACAAGAGAAGGCUGCUUUUCCAGCAGUCUUGAAACCAGGGUUUAGGAAGCACAGCUUGAGAAGCCAAGAGAAGCCAGCUUGGUAGGGAGAGAUGGAAUAAUGGGAAGCCAGCUUGUGCUGGGCAUGACAGGCAACCUGCAUGAAUAUCUGUUUACGACCCGAAUCUAUCAUGUCGAGUGGGUUACCAUCAGUCAUGCUGUGCGGCAUGCCUCAUGUGUCUGUCCGCAUGCCUUGCUGGAGGUCAGCAAAGCUUCCUGGGGCAGAUGUCUCACUACCAAGUCAACCAAUCUGCUUAUUGGUACUGGUAGAUAUUCAUUGUGGUAUUACUUGAUCACCAUAUUAUACAAAUAUGUUUGACACCCCCUAGACUGGACAAGGGGCAGUGCCUGGCUAGAUUGUAGUAGUCCGC